GCAUUGACAAAUGGUUUAGACUCCCUGUGUGUUUAUAUGAAAUUUGCUUCCGUGUGGUUAGUCUAUGUUUACUACCUCCCCGUUUGUUCAAAGUCACAUGCAGAGGCCUAUACCAGUCUAAAGCAACUUGUCACAUGCAGGCCUUUCUCCGUCUUGCACCACUGACUGCACACCUGCAUGUUGUUAUACUGCAGUAUUACAGUCUGACUCCGUUUUCUGUUUUAUGUGCUGGGCCUCUUGCACAGUAAUAAUGGGGUGAAUUGUCCAAAGAGUGACACCUUGAACUGGCGCGUAUUUCUCUUAAAACCCAGUGACUUAUUUCUCUAUAUUUUUUCCCAUUUAUUUUAUCCUACAGCUAUUACCACAACGCGCGUCCGUGUGAUGUCUCGUGGACGCGUCCAGGUUCGCUUUUGCAUCUCGUCAAAACAAAGCGGGGGCGAGCCAAACCAAGAGAGAGUGCGCGAGCCAGCGAACGGCGGUUCUUGCCUCAUGAAUGAGUCCCUCUCCGCUGCACCGCUGGUCGGACCCUCUAUCCGCCUGAUGUCCGAGAGGAUGCGCAGACCGCCGGGGUACGGUAGAGGAGCCACCCGCUGUUAAACCCCGACAGCAAACGCUUCCUCGCGGUACUAUAUGACCGUUUCAUCCCUACCGGGAGCGACGCGACAAGAAACAGGAACGAUGCUCGAUGGACUCCGGCGGAGGCACGCCUCCCGGGCCUCCCCCAGACCCCUCUCCCUCAACUUCAGCACCUUCUCGGCCCCUCCCCCAAGCCCUGAUAUGGACAGCAGCAGCGAGCACCCAAUCAGGAGGACUCUACACCGGCUGAAGUUGAUGAGCUCUCCAAGCCUCAGCGAGCUUGGGAAGAGUGAGAAAAGUUCACCAGAGGACAGAGGGGAGAAGCAGAAGAGGGCAGGAGCCAACGCCACCUGGAACAGCAUCCACAAUGCUGUCAUAGCAGUUUUCCAGAAGAAGGGUUUGGCUGAUAAUGAACUUUACAUCCUUAAUGAAGGUGUCCGACAUCUGUUAAAGACUGAGCUGGGGUCAUUCUUCACAGAAUAUCUUCAGAACCAGCUGCUUACAAAAGGCAUGGUAAUCCUUCGGGACAAAAUAAGAUUUUAUGAAGGUCAGAAGUUACUUGACUCUCUGGCAGAGACCUGGGACUUCUUCUUCUGUGAUGUUCUGUCCAUGCUGCAGGCUAUCUUCCACCCAGUUCAGGGUAAGGAGCCCUCUGUCAGACAGCUGGCCCUGCUUCACUUCAGGAACACCAUAGUCCUGAGUGUAAAGUUGGAGGAUGCCUUGUCUCGGCCGAGGGCCCGCGUGCCCCCCUCUGUCACACAGAUGCUGCUUAUUCUACAGGGGGUCCAUGAACCACGUGGUGUGAAUGAGGACUACUUAAGGCUGGAGUCUCUGGUUCAGAAGGUAGUUUCGCCCUACCUGGGAACCCAUGGGCUUUACUCUGGAGAUGAUACUGAAGAUCAUUGCUGUGUUCUGGAUCAGCGUUUACCGUGGGGCUGGCCCAAGUCAGCCGACCAGCCAUCUAAGAACCCUGUGGUACGAUCAAAAAGCUACAAUAUUCCUCUGCUGCUGACCCCUGUGGCGGAGUAUGACCCAGAUGCCAGCUCGGUUAGCAGUGGAGGAAUUCGGCGCCACUCAGCUUGUGAGAUUAUAUCAUGUCUGGAAGAACAAGGAUUGGCCUACUCUGACCUGGCUCCGGGGUCUGAACUGUCCACCUCCUCCUCCAACAGGCUGUGCGUGGGCUCUCAGUUCAACGGAGCCGGUGCCAUGGACUUGCCCCUCUCGUCUCCCUCCAUACUUCAUUCCUCAGGAGCUCUCCAUGGCACAGAGGCCACAACAACAAUGACUGAUCUCAGCAAGGGCGCGUCCUCCUCGCCACCCAGUGAAUCCUCCAGCCCGGAAACCAUAAUUGGACAAGUUCUAGACUCUGCCGACUCAAGCUCAGAGGGGAUAUUCAUUGAUUUCCCGCUUCACUCUUCAGAAGCAAUGGGGCUUAGCCGCGAGAGCAGGCAGAGCACUGUGUAACUGUGGUUGCCUUUAGGGACGCACACCGAGUUUGUAUGGAUAUAUUUUGGGAGAAAAUGAGAAGAAAUCUUCUUAUUACAUUUAAAUAAUUAGGUACCAUCUUCUUUUUUUGUUUUUUAACUUUAGUACGAAGAAUUUCCAUUUCUUCCAAGUGCUUUACAGAUGCAUUAAAACAUUUUAAUUCUUUGUGAAACUUUUUUAGCAGCUCAGAAAAAAGCUUGCACGUCCAGCAAAACUUGGAAAUGGUACUGAUUUUACUAAAUGUGUUGCUCGUUGCAAAAUUGUUCAAAAUUUCUAUUAAUCAAAAGACCAAAAUCCACAAUGAAUUAAUUGUAUUGGCAUGUAUAGCCUCUCUAGUCAAAGCCUGAUUCAUUUGACCACUCUGAGUCAGAGAGGUCCAGCUGCACUUUUAUCCGUCUUACAUCUUGGAAACUAUCCUUGCUAAAAGGAGAAUCAACUGUGUAUCAAUCCACAGUUGAAAAUAGUCCCCAGCUAGCAAUUUGCAAUUCCACAAAUAAAUUUUGUAAGUAUUAGGAGGUUUUUCUUAUUUAUAAAUGCAACUGUAUGUCUGUAAGCCACAUCUAAAGAAUCAUCCUCAGUGUGAGACAGGCUGGGAAACAGGACUGAGAGUUAAACUGACACAUUGUUGGUUUUGAUUAAAUGAGAAUGUUUUUACAUAACAGAUUUUU
Messenger RNA from Melanotaenia boesemani (Boeseman's rainbowfish), 2729 nucleotides. RefSeq names its product proline rich 5a (renal) (gene prr5a). Bases 631 to 2040 code for a protein of 469 amino acids. The transcript has 11 exons. The record is from RefSeq and is a predicted model, not a curated record. Gene Ontology annotation, cellular component: TORC2 complex. NCBI's taxonomy places the organism in Eukaryota, Metazoa, Chordata, Actinopteri, Atheriniformes, Melanotaeniidae. Gene Ontology annotation, biological process: TORC2 signaling.